GGCACCUGGACCCUGAGAUCUACAGCUUCGCCAUUCGCCUAGAGCACUGAAAAGGAGCCCCAGUCAUGAAGAGGUUUCUCCUGGCCACCUGUUUGGUGGCUGCACUGCUGUGGGAGGCAGGCGCAGCUCCAGCACACCAGGUCCCUGUCAAGACCAAAGGCAAACAUGUGUUCCCUGAACAGGAAACAGAGAAGGUCUGGGAUACUAGAGCCCUGGAGCCUCUUGAAAAGGACAACCAGCUGGGGCCACUGCUUCCUGAACCCAAACAGAAGCCUGCAGCUGCCGAGGAAAAGCGUCCAGAUGCCAUGACCUGGGUGGAGACUGAGGAUAUCCUGAGCCAUCUUCGCAGUCCUCUUCAGGGUCCAGAACUGGAUCUUGACAGCAUAGACCAUCCCAUGUCUGACGAUGUCCAGGAUGAAGAAGUGCCCCAGUCACGGCCCAUCCUGUAUCGUCAGGUGCUGCAGGGACCAGAGGAGGACCUUGACCACCUCGCCCACUCUAUGGAGGAUUCUUGAAAGCCCUAACCACUCUUCCACUCCUUUCCUGAGGUCUAGGCUGUUGUGACCACUGAGUCUCCCCAGCUAGUAAAAAAAAAAAAUAAAUACCUGAAAAUUGGUGGGAG
Mus musculus (house mouse) is the source of this 622-nucleotide messenger RNA. It is a transcript of the gene Prap1, whose product is annotated as proline-rich acidic protein 1. Gene Ontology annotation, cellular component: extracellular region; endoplasmic reticulum. The coding region runs from base 66 to 515 and encodes 149 amino acids. The record is from RefSeq and is marked validated. The transcript has 5 exons. Lineage: Eukaryota; Metazoa; Chordata; Mammalia; Rodentia; Muridae.